Stegastes partitus (bicolor damselfish) is the source of this 1789-nucleotide messenger RNA. RefSeq names its product transmembrane protein 154 (gene tmem154). The transcript is spliced from 9 exons. The record is from RefSeq and is a predicted model, not a curated record. The coding region runs from base 92 to 718 and encodes 208 amino acids. Lineage: Eukaryota; Metazoa; Chordata; Actinopteri; Pomacentridae.
UUUUUUCUUUUCCUUCCAGUUAACAUGUUAAGUCAGAUCAGGAAGUGUGAUGCUGUGACAGAACAGAAGGAAGCGGGCACACAAUGGCACUAUGUCUGCCUCUUGGCCUGGUAACAUGAGAGGCCCGUGGCUGAAGACCCCUCUGCUGCUGCUGCUGCUGCUGCUGACCUCUCUGACUGGCACAGUGCUUUGCGACGAAGAUGAGGGUGCAGAGCCUGAAACUGGGACAGAAGACGAGGUGUCAGACCCUGAAGCAGUAGAUGACGCAGCUACUGAAAUUCCAGCAACAGAUCCCUCACCCACAGAAACCGAAGGUUCAGACCCAGCUGAAGAGAACACAGUAGACCACUCUGGAGACGAAACAUACAGUGAUGUUCCACUGGUAACUACAGAGUACUCCAACGUUACAGACUGGACCGCUGAGUCAGAGGACGAGGAGGGUUUGAAUCCCAUCAUCAUCCUGAUUCCUGUGGUGCUGGUAGUCGUAAUCAUCGGCAUGAUAGUUUGUGGUAUUUUCAUCAACCGCAGGUGGAACAAAAAAGCGAGAAAUCAAGAGCUCAGUAAAGAAGAUCCAUAUUUGGAUGGAUCCAGCACAGAGAAGGUGCCAAUGCCAAUGUUUGAAGAAGACGUGCCCUCUGUACUCGAACUGGAAAUGGAAGAGUUGGACCAAUGGAUGAAAAAAGAUGGUGGAGCUGCAGAGGACUCAAAACAUACAUAGCUGCAGUUUUCGUUAAAGGACGCUCUCCUGGGAUACAAGUCAACAACGCACUAUGACCAACUCUGAUCUUCUGACCUUUCCACAAUAAUUUCACAACAUUCACAACCACAGGAGUUAAUCUGAUGGUCAGGAAACAACACCACGACAUUUAAGGACACUUACAAACAUUAUUUCUGUAUUUAUAAUGAAACAAUCAGCAAUAAAAAUGCAUCUGAAAACUUUAUUAAAGCAGCACCUCCUGAUCGUCUUCAGUGGGCUGCAACAUGCAACUUGUUUUCCCUGUUUUUAACGCACAUUGACAACAUGUUUAGCAGUUAUACAGGUACGUUUACAGUGUUUUAUGUCUCAGUGGAUCUGCCAGAGUGAACAAUUUUACAUUAAAACCUGAAAAACACAGUUUAGGUUGCUACCAAAUGUUCCCUGUUUUGCAGAUUCAUACUGUUAAGGAGCAUGUGGUCAACACAGAGAGCAUCAGAUCGAUAUCUUCCUCCAUCUUCACAGAUAUGGCUGCUCAUAGUGUGUCCUGACAGGUCAAAGCCUCUUUGUUGUACAACACUAUGCGACUCCUGCUGCAGGUUCUCAUAGGGAAAUAUUGGACUCAAGACUGUGGCCAUGCACGACUGAGAGAACCGCUAAUUUUUUUUACAUCCGCACAGAGCUACUUAGAACUCAUAGAGAAUGUGUUUUGCUUCUAUAUCACAGAGCAUGAAAAGACAAUUGUGCUGUUUUUGAGGCUUUUGAUAAUUAUUGCCCAUCACUGAAAGAGCUUUGUAAAAGCUGCGACUGAUAAGAUGUGUAUCUCACCUCAGAUGAUAACUCUCCAACUCAAUAGCUUCUAUCUUCAGAUGUUUUGUUUCCAUUUUUUUUUUUUUUGCCUUGAAUGUGUUGAAUCUCAGCAGUCGUAACACUGAUCUAAAUGUGAGCUCGACUUUCUUUAUGUGUCAUUCAGUAUUGUGCAGGAUCUUGCACUGUAAAUAUGAGAAUACAGUAUGCCCUAAGAUAUUUUUUUCAUGGAAUGCCUUUUGUAAAUAUUUCUUAUCAGGCACUCGUGUUGUUGUUUUUGCUGAUGAA